Maudiozyma barnettii is the source of this 1371-nucleotide messenger RNA. RefSeq names its product Taf3p (gene TAF3). The record is from RefSeq and is a predicted model, not a curated record. The coding region runs from base 1 to 1371 and encodes 456 amino acids. Gene Ontology annotation, molecular function: protein heterodimerization activity. NCBI's taxonomy places the organism in Eukaryota, Fungi, Ascomycota, Saccharomycetes, Saccharomycetales, Saccharomycetaceae. The transcript has a single exon.
AUGACUACAUCGAACAAUGAGUUUUAUUUUGGUUUACUCAGAAUAUCUGUGAUACAAAUGCUCAAAGCUCAAGGCUUUGAUAAAAGUAAACCUUCCACUGUGGAUACAUUGAGUGAUUUAUACAUAAAAUUCCUUAAUCUUUUAGUACUCGAAGUGACAAAAUUAGCUCAAGCAAGAGCAGAUGUAGAUGAUACCAUUGCAUUACAGGACAUUACACAAGCAUUUACUAAUUUGGGUCUAAUAAAACCAAAUGAUUUACUGGACGUUUAUGAUGAAAACCCUGAAGGACCCGGCGAUUCAGGCGUAAGAGCAUUAAAAGAUUGGUGUUUAAAUAGUGUUCAAUUGAGUAAUUAUAAAAAAGUCGCAUUACCGAAUAUCGACAUGCUUAGAAUGUCAAAUGAAAACCCAACGAUAACGCAACAAGCUACUACCGCGACUAACGCUUCCACUUCUAACCCUACAUUAUCUUCAAAUCAACCUGGAAAUAAUAAUAAUAGUAACAUCAAUAAUACUAGUACAAGUGAUGGAAUUUUACCUAUAAAUCAUACUCAAACACAAAAACAAAUAUUCGCAAUACCUGAUUAUAUGAAUCCUUCACAACAAAAUCAACAGGAAGAAUUGGAAAAAGAGAAAGAAGAAGAAAAUAAUUUAAUUGAAGAACUAAUAAAUAAUGGUGAUACAGAUGAUUGGAUACGGUUACUAAUAGUAAGGCAGAAAUUAAAAAUCUAUAAUAGAAGGCGUAAGAUUGAAGCAGAAAAUUCCACUUCAACUGCUUACGCUCAUAACUCGAAUACACCGAAUACAGAUAUAUCGGUAAUCCCAGAUAUUAAAUUGUUACCAAAUAUUGCUGGUCUAAAAUAUUCUAUUCUCUAUAACACUUUACAAUCCAGUUCUCCUGAGAUUAAUAAUGGAUCGUCUUUGGAGGGAGAAUUCAAGUCACAUAACGAAACAUUACCUAUAAUAGAAGAAUCUGAUAUAACAUCAUCUGACAAUAAUAACAAUAUUGGCACAGGAGCCAUUAUGGAUACAGAUCAUGUUACUAUAUCAGACGAUGCUGCAUCCAUAAUGGGAAGAGUAGCUCUCUUGACAAAAUUACUCCCAAUAAUGAAACAAGACACCAAAUUAGAUAAUAUAUCAUUAUCUUAUGAAAAUUCUGAUUUUGAUGAAAUAGACCCAAGGAACAAUGUUGAAUCGGAGAAGGGAAAUAAUGAUAUAGAGACAUUCGAACAUGAAGACGAUGAUAUGGCUGGUGCUAAUAAUAUGCAAUUAGGAAGCACAUCCAAUAACAUUAACUUCGAUGAAUUUGGUGAUAUGGACAACACUUUCCAAAGAAGAGCAUCUCUAGAUUAUGGUAGUUCAUCAAUAUUCUGA